This is a messenger RNA of Podospora pseudocomata, 993 nucleotides long. RefSeq lists its product as uncharacterized. Bases 1 to 993 code for a protein of 330 amino acids. The record is from RefSeq and is a predicted model, not a curated record. The transcript has a single exon. NCBI's taxonomy places the organism in Eukaryota, Fungi, Ascomycota, Sordariomycetes, Sordariales, Podosporaceae.
AUGACACUCCCGCACACGGAGGGCGAAGACGGCAGCCCAGAGGGACCACUGCCAACACCUCCAACUCCAUUGGUGCCUCUGGGCAACAACAUUUUCCUGUUUGAACCCAGUGUCCCGUCAGCGGCACACGACAAGAUCAGUGGCAGUGGCAGCGCCAGCGGAUGCCCGCCGCCAUCCCUGAUCAUUCUCUGCACGUGGCUUGGGGGCGCGACCACGCCACGGGUCGCCAAAUACGUCGAGGGCUACCGGAAAGCAUUUCCCGAUGCGACCCUUGUCUUGGUCCGUACAGUCUUGACCGAUAUCUCGGCUCGCUCGUUUGCGGCCGUCCGUUCUCGGCUGCGGCCAGCCCGAGACGCCAUCAUCAAGGCGUUGCAGCCGCCGCCGACGACAACUCGGACUACCGAGUCCAGCACCACCAAUCCUGUCAUUCCUCAGGCCCUGCUCCACAUGUUUUCCCACGGCGGCUGCAAUACGGCCAUACAACUGGCCCUGUCCAUAUCCGAGGUGGCCGGCACUCUUCUGUGCGACCACCUGCGCCAGAUUGUCUUCGACUGCUGCCCGGGCGACACUUCAUUCGCCAAGGCCUUCAAUGCGGCGGCUUUGUCACUGCCCGCUACCAGCUCGGCUCCCAUCCGAGCGCUCGGCACGGCUGCCGUAUUCGCGGCUGUGGCCACCAUCACGGCGCUGCAAAAGGCCGGCUUCAUGUCCUCAGUCAACGAUAUGCGGCGUGAGCUGAACAAGCCAACCCUGUUCGGCACCGCCGCCCGUCGGCUCUAUCUCUUCUCCCGUGCUGACCGCAUGGUGGGACCCGCUGACGUUCAAUCCCAUGCCCAGCUCGCGCGAGAAGCUGGAUGUGAGGUUGGGCUUGUGCUCUUCCGAGAGGCACCCCACUGUGCACUCGUCACCGAGGACGCUACCAAAUAUUGGCAUGCCAUCCAAGGCUGCUGGAUGGGGGAGUCUCUGCCACAACUAAAUGGCGAGUCAAAGCUGUGA